AUGCUUUUAAAUGAUGAUUUUGUCGUUUUUUUCCUAGUGAAAAAUUUAAAAUAUGUCGAAGUUCAAACAAAACUAGGUGAACUUUUACAUUCUGAUCAAUCAUUUGUUGUCAACCUUACGUGCUCCAAUAACUAUAAUCAAAGUAUUGAAUGUCCCAACGGAUAUUGUCAAUUGAUUCGUAGAGGUACAUCCAAUAUUGAUCGAAAAUGUAUUCCUCAAGGUGGCAAUAUCAAUCCAUCAGGUAUAAUGAUUGAAUCAAAUACCAUGGAAGGACAAGAUGCUGAAAGUACUUUUACUUACGCAUGUACCAAACAAAUGUGUAAUGGAAUAACAACUGGUGAAGAAGUACAAACCUUAUUGAUGCAAUAUGGACUAUUACCAACACCAGAUAUAAUAUCACCGUCUGUACAAGAGACAACAACAGCACAAACCUUAUCAAAACCGAACACAGCAAUGGCAAUAUUAUAUAAACCAAUGAUGAAUUUGCAAUGGAUGCUUCUUUUGAUAAUAACAAUGUUUUUAAAAAUAUAA
Molecule: messenger RNA, 531 nt
Organism: Rotaria sp. Silwood2
Lineage: Eukaryota; Metazoa; Rotifera; Eurotatoria; Philodinida; Philodinidae
Source: the annotation of a GenBank genome assembly